This is a messenger RNA of Penicillium canescens, 1068 nucleotides long. RefSeq lists its product as uncharacterized. The transcript has 2 exons. NCBI's taxonomy places the organism in Eukaryota, Fungi, Ascomycota, Eurotiomycetes, Eurotiales, Aspergillaceae. The coding region runs from base 1 to 1068 and encodes 355 amino acids. The record is from RefSeq and is a predicted model, not a curated record.
AUGGAUACAGAUAUCAUCCGGCAUGUUGGGAGUUAUCCCAGCAAAACCGAUCAGUUGCAAGCUGAAUUCCACCAAACAAAUUCGGCGGGAUGGGGCCCAGUGCCGUCUGUUACCACUCCAACAGGCUUAAGCGGCCCCCAGAAUGUCAUGGGCACUUAUCUUCGUAGCUGUGACCCCCUGCUCGACGACAGCCAGCUCGAUGAUAGCCAGCUACACAGCGUCGCGCCUUUUCCCGGACCCCCGCUCGACAACGUCCAGCUCGACGACAGCCAGCUACGCAGCGUCGCGGUAGAGACCGACCAAGAGAGAACGCGGUUCAACCCGCUGGCAAGCAAUGCACUAUUCAGCCUUUUCCCGGACCCCCAGCUCGACAACGUCCAGCUCGACGACAGCCAGCUACGCAGCGUCGCGGUAGAGACCGACCAAGAGAGAACGCGGUUCAACCCGCUGGCAAGCAAUGCACUAUUCAGCCUUUUCCCGGACCCCCAGCUCGACAACGUCCAGCUCGACGACAGCCAGCUACGCAGCGUCGCGGUAGAGACCGACCAAGAGAGAACGCGGUUCAACCCGCUGGCAAGCAAUGCACUAUUCAGCCUUUUCCCGGACCCCCAGCUCGACAACGUCCAGCUCGACGACAGCCAGCUACGCAGCGUCGCGGUAGAGACCGACCAAGAGAGAACGCGGUUCAACCCGCUGGCAAGCAAUGCACUAUUCAGCCUUUUCCCGGACCCCCAGCUCGACAACGUCCAGCUCGACGACAGCCAGCUACGCAGCGUCGCGGUAGAGACCGACCAAGAGAGAACGCGGUUCAACCCGCUGGCAAGCAAUGCGCUAUUCAGCCUUUUCCCGGGCUCCCAGCUCGACAACGUCCAGCUCGACAACGUCCAGCUCGACGACAGCCAGCUCCACAGCGUCGAGGUAGAGACCGACGAAGAGAGGACACGUUUCAACCCGCUGGAGAGCAAUGCGUUGUUCAGUCCAUUUUUUAAUUCCCAGUUCCACAGCAAUACGACACAAUUUGGUCUCAAUUCGACCGAAAUCGAUUGUGCGACGAGUGAAGUUUUUUAG